Platichthys flesus (European flounder) is the source of this 3038-nucleotide messenger RNA. RefSeq names its product t-complex 11, testis-specific-like 1 (gene tcp11l1). Gene Ontology annotation, biological process: signal transduction. The record is from RefSeq and is a predicted model, not a curated record. The transcript is spliced from 11 exons. Lineage: Eukaryota; Metazoa; Chordata; Actinopteri; Pleuronectiformes; Pleuronectidae. Bases 166 to 1653 code for a protein of 495 amino acids.
UGCCGCAGCAGUGGAGGAGCGCAACGCAGCAACGUUUGGAAUCGAACAAUGGCGUCUCUCUGGUGACUGUCUGUAAAUAAACUCGGGAACGCGCAGAUUUAAGCUAACGGUACAGUUGAGCUGACGCAGCUCGAUCCUCGGAGCGAACGGACACAAGACUCAAACAUGCCAAAGGAGGCAGAUCACCAGGAGGAAGGAGGAGGAGGAGACAACGAGGGGUCGACUGAGAAAAGGACUGAGGAGAUGCCGGGGAAUAGAGCGCGGGAAAAUACAGCCUGCGGUCAAACGCCACCAGCGAGCGCUGUGAAGUUCGUGUCUGUGGAGCAGCUGAUGCACACGGCCAAGGGAGUCUCCAACAUGACUCUGGCUCAUGAAAUAAUGGUCAACCAGGCGUUUCAAGUCAAACCUGCAGCGCCACCUGAAGGAAGUUUGGAGCAGAGAUUAAAGGAGGUUAUGCACAAAGCAUUCUGGGAUACCUUGGAAGAACAGCUGAAGGAGGAUCCACCGUCGUACAAACACGCCAUCAAACUGCUGGCUGAAAUCAAAGAGAUUCUUCUGUCUUUGUUUCUGCCGAACCACGGCCGCCUGCGCGCCCGCAUCGAGGAGGUCCUGGACCUGCCCCUGAUCCAGCAGCAGGCGGAGAAUGGAGCUCUCGACAUACGUAAACUGUCCCAGUUUGUCACCGGGAUGAUGGGCUCGCUGUGCGCCCCCUGCAGGGACGAGGACAUCAACAAGCUGAAGGAGAUCACAGAUAUUGUGCCGCUGUUCAAGGCGAUAUUCUCAGUUCUCGACAUGAUGAAGUACGACAUGGCAAACUUCGCCCUGAGCAGCAUCAGGCCUCAUCUGAUGCAGCAGUCGGUUGAGUAUGAGAGGGGCAAGUUCCAGGAGUUUCUGGAAAAACAACCAAAUGCCUUAGACUACACUGAGAAGUGGCUGGAGGACACAGUGAAACACCUGAGAGAGGCCGAGCAGGACGGUUCUAGGGCUGCCUCCUCCAACCCCCCCUCCCUCCUCCCCGUUAAUGUCCACAAUCAGGCCUAUCUACGCCUGCUGAGGUGGGACCACGCCUCAGACGCCUUCCCAGAGACGGUGUUGAUGGAUCAGGCUCGAUUCCAGGAGAUGCAGCAGAAGGCUGAUCAGUUAGUCCUGCUCUCCUCUGUGCUCCUCAUCGUCUACACCACAACGGGGGAGGCCAUCUCAGGCCUGCCGGGGCUGAUGGAGAUUCUUAAAACCGCCGUGAACGUCAUGAUUGCAGACAUGCACAAACCGUCUUUCAGCGCUGAGGAGGCCUUAGCCACCAUCGGAGAGAAGAUGUGUGUUGAGCUGAGUCAGUGUCUGAGCCAACAUGGCUACUCUCCUUUCUCCGCCGACAGAAAGAGCAUUCUGAAGGGACAGAUCUCUGCCAUCAUCCAACCAGACAACACAGUCCGCAAGCUGAUGGAGUCACGGGUCCAGACCUAUCUCCUGGCUUCCCUGGAGUCCACUCAGCAGAAGACCCCCGUUCAUCUCCCAGGAGGUCUGGCUCCAGUCAGCAAGGAGAUGAAGGAGCUGGCUGUCCAGUUCAGUUGCCUGGUCAACUUCAACAAGCUGGUCUUCUCCCCGUUCUACCAGAAGAUCCUCGCAAAUAUACUGACACCCAGCACGGAGACGUAAACACAGACGAGUGGUGAACCCUGGUUUAGUUUAGCAGUUUCUCCCUCACAAGUACACCUUUCAUUCUAAGAGAAAAGAGUUGACACCUCAAACUGUCAUAAUGUUAAAUCCCUGACCACCAUCUCUGCUGCAUUAACUCACAGUGUUGUGUAUUUUACAAAUCUCAUGUACCUACUUGCUUUGUCAAAUGGUUACCAUCCUUAGGUACGGUAUGAAAUAUCUAAGAUAUAUAAUCAUUAAUAAUAAUAACACUAUUCAAAUAUAAAGGCUACAAGUCAAGACCUUUUACAUAUCAAGUGUUUCAGUAGGAAACCAGUCUUCACAGGUCAAUCAUUUCCAGAGUUAAGUGUUUGUCUUCUUGCUUUUAGACCUGGGAGCUUUCUAUCUACGUUCAAACCCAGGAAACCGCCUCUAUCUGCCAAUAUGUAGUUACUGAGCUUUCUCAGCCUGUUGUGUUCAGACAGAAACACGUGUUUAUGGAUAGAAACGAAUUUGAGGGGAGAAUGCGAGCACCUGUACGACAACGUCAUCUACAUUCAUCGAACCAGCCGCAGUUUAAAACCCUGUUGACCUUUUGAACUGCAUGUUGAAAGCCUUUCUGAGGGUCUGGACAUUUGCGCUGGCUCAUAGGGAAUUAAAAGAUUUGCUGUGCAGCAGGGGCCAAUACCACGCAGUGUCUAAAUGUUAUCAUGACGUUCAUACAAAGCCAGGCUAUAAAUGAAUAGAGUGAAAUGUACGAUGCUGUCACCUUUUUAAAAUUCCUCAAACACAAAUAGGAGUGUGGAGGGUGUGUGCACUUUUGAUAUCCACUGGAUGUAAAUGAAUAAGAUGCUUUGAGGAGGGAAACCAGACUUUUGUUAUGAUCGAGCUUGAAGUGUUACUGAUCUUUUUUUAGUUUACUUCACUCACACUCACACCUCUGAUAGUGUUUAAGAUAUUUAGGAUAUUAAUAUUUGACUUACACGUUGCUUUGCCUGUAGGUCUGACAAGUUUCUAAUGCUGAAUUUUAGCUGGUUUUUGUUAUUUCUUUUCUUUUUACAGGUAAUAACACAUUACCUGUUUAUGUGGUUGCUUAUCUGCAAAAAUUAAAACACUUGAGGUAAAACAGACACAGUUUAAAAAAAAGUUUGUUCAGUUUAGAGACAGCAUUUUAAAGGUAGAGUCCUGUCCUGAAUAACAAUGAUGUAUAUGUGUCAACAGCAAAUAUGAUUUUAUUUCAAAGCUCAAGCUACUCAGUGUUAUAGCCUGUAGCUCGUGAUAACACCUGUCUGUCCCCCUGACUCGCUUUGUGUCAGUGUUUGAGUUUUGUUUGUUUAUUAAGUCACAGUGGAAUCUUCAUGACCUUUCGUGAAUGCCAAUUAAAAAGUGAAACUGACCCAGUUCAA